Messenger RNA from Dendronephthya gigantea, 1319 nucleotides. RefSeq names its product microfibril-associated glycoprotein 4-like. The transcript is spliced from 5 exons. The record is from RefSeq and is a predicted model, not a curated record. NCBI's taxonomy places the organism in Eukaryota, Metazoa, Cnidaria, Anthozoa, Malacalcyonacea, Nephtheidae. The coding region runs from base 104 to 958 and encodes 284 amino acids.
UGGAAACCAGUGUGGACAGAAAAAUUACUUCUUUACAGAGGGUGGUCCAUCAUUACCUGAUAAUGCGUUAAUAUCAAGGCACAACAUUACCUCUUCAUUUGUUAUGUUUGAAUGCUACACUCGCUGCAAAGACGAAGUUCAGUGCGUUGGAUUCAAUUACAGGACAACAAUAAAUAUUGAAAAUUGUCAGCUGUCGAACGCAAACAAGAAUAGCAACUUAACAAAAGGAAAUUGGAUAUUAGUGCGUGAAGUUGCGACAAAGAAUGAAGAGAACAGAAAAAUAAGUAUGACCAAUAAUUUAGGUCUUAACUGUGCUGAUAUAUAUGAAAAAGGAAAUAACCAAAAUGGAAUUUAUGAAAUUGAUCCCGACGGAAAGGGAAGUUUCAGAGUGUUUUGUGAUAUGACAACAUCAGGUGGAGGAUGGACUGUAUUUCAACGUCGUCUUGAUGGAAGUGUUGACUUCUACCGAGGAUGGCAAGAUUACAAACACGGUUUUGGUAACUUAAGCGGAGAAUAUUGGCUUGGUCUUGACAAAAUACACAGGAUGACAAAUAUUUCACAAAAUGAACUUCGUAUCGACAUGGAAGAUACAUCUGGGAACACCAGAUACGCUCAUUAUGAUUCAUUUAAUGUCAGCAGCGAAAAUGAGAAGUACAAGUUGAAUGUUGGAGCUUAUAAUGGUACAGCCGGUGACUCGUUAUCAAUUCAUAACGGUAUGGCUUUCACCACCAAAGAUUCCGACAAUGAUGCUCAGCUCGUAAAGAACUGUGCAGUGGAAUACAAAGGAGCCUGGUGGUAUCGUGGUUGUCAUUUUUCCAAUUUGAAUGGUUUGUAUCAUUAUGGCCAUCACAAAUCGCACGCUGAUGGAGUCAACUGGUACCAUUGGAAAGGAUACGAUUAUUCUCUGAAAUCAGCUUCGAUGAAGAUACGACCACGUGUAUUUGGAACUAAAAACUGAAAUUGUAGCAUUCAGAAACAUUUUGAACGAACAACUUUUGAAAAAAAAGCUUAUUUUCGUCGACUGUUUACUUCCUUAGUUUUGACUUUUAUGUAGUAGAAUCUUUGAAAAAUUAGUCUAAUGAGAUGACGAUUUUUAGCCUAAUUUUUUCUUAAAAAUUGUGCCUGUAGGACGCGGCCUCGUAAAGAUGCGCAGCUGAUUUCUAAAAAUUGGGUUACGGCACCAAUUUUAGCCGUGCCGUUUCAAUAAUGUCCGCGUAAUGUAAACAGGGCUUCAAAUUAAUACAAACCAACUAAUAUUGCUAUAUGACUAUUUAUAGCUAUAAACGUUUACCUGUUUUGUUGAGUAUGUAUAACUUCAA